Loxodonta africana (African savanna elephant) is the source of this 1435-nucleotide messenger RNA. It is a transcript of the gene AMBP, whose product is annotated as alpha-1-microglobulin/bikunin precursor. The record is from RefSeq and is a predicted model, not a curated record. The coding region runs from base 12 to 1139 and encodes 375 amino acids. Gene Ontology annotation, molecular function: serine-type endopeptidase inhibitor activity. Lineage: Eukaryota; Metazoa; Chordata; Mammalia; Proboscidea; Elephantidae. The transcript is spliced from 9 exons.
AGCCCAGAGCCAUGCAGAGCCUCAGGGCCCUGCUUCUGCUGCUGACCGCCUGCGUGGCAGUGAGUGCCAGCCCAGUAUCAACACCAGAAGAUGACAUGCAAGUGCAGGAGAACUUCGACCUCCCUCGGAUCUACGGGAAAUGGUUCAGCAUAGCCAUUGGCUCCACCUGCCAAUGGCUGAAGAGGUUAAAGACCAGGAUGACCAUGAGCACACUGGUCCUGGGAGAGGGAGCUACAGACACAGAGAUCAGCACAACCAGCACUCGUUGGCGGAAAGGUUUCUGUGAGGAGAUCUCUGGAGUGUAUGAAAAAACAGGCACUGAUGGGAAGUUCCGUUAUCACAAAUCCAAAUGGAAUAUAACCAUGGAGUCCUAUGUGGUCCACACCAACUAUGAUGAGUACGCCAUUUUUCUGACCAAGAAAUUCAGCCGCCAUGGACCCACCAUUACUGCUAAGCUCUAUGGACGGCAGCCGCAGCUGCGGGAGAGCCUCCUGGAGGAGUUUAGGGAGUUUGCCCUGAGCGUGGGCAUCCCCGAGGAUUCCAUCUUCACCAUGGCCGACAAAGGUGAGUGUGUUCCAGGAGAGCAGGAACCAGAACCCACACUAGCCCUGAGAGCCCGGAGGGCUGUGCUACCCAAAGAAGAUGAAGGUUCAGGGGCUGGGCAACAAAUAACUGAUUUCUUCAAGAAAGAAGAUUCCUGCCAGCUGAAGCAUGAUGCAGGUCCCUGCCUGGGGAUGACCAACAGGUAUUUUUAUAACGGCUCAUCCAUGGCCUGUGAGAUCUUCCAAUAUGGUGGCUGCUUGGGCAAUGGCAACAACUUUGUCUCAGAGAAGGAGUGUCUGCAGACCUGCCGAACUGUGGCGGCCUGUAAUCUCCCUAUAGUCCACGGCCCUUGCAAAGGCUUAUUCCAGCUCUGGGCAUUUGAUGCUGCCCAGGGGAAGUGCAUCCUCUUCACCUAUGGGGGCUGCCAGGGCAACGGUAAUAAGUUCUACUCGGAGAAGGAGUGCAAAGAGUACUGUGGUGCUCCUGGAGAAGGUAGGUAUGCAGAGUGCUUGGCUGGGCCAAGGGGCUGUUGGGGUCUGGGUGUGAGAGCCUUGACAGAGAGUAUGGGUGAGGAGAGCCGAGUUCUGGACAGGUAACCAGCCUGGCCACCCUGUGGGCCUCAGGUUCCCAUCUGUGAAGUGGGGCCAACCCUGGGGCCUUCCCACAGGUCCUAGCAGGCACCUGGGCAGAAGGUAUGCAGGGCAGGGUGAGCAGCCAGGCAGAGCAGGGCUUUAAUUCAGGCACUGCCACACCCAAAGUCCAGACACUUCAAAGCUUGGGGAAGCGCCAAUUUGAGCCUAUUUUCUCUUUUGUAAAAUGGGACUGCCUGCCAACCAGGCUGCACAGCACCUGGCAUACAGUUAGCACUCAGCUAAUGGCAGGGGCUAUUAAU